Camponotus floridanus (Florida carpenter ant) is the source of this 4303-nucleotide messenger RNA. It is a transcript of the gene Inx2, whose product is annotated as innexin inx2. Gene Ontology annotation, biological process: phototransduction. The transcript has a single exon. Bases 594 to 1670 code for a protein of 358 amino acids. Gene Ontology annotation, cellular component: gap junction; plasma membrane. The record is from RefSeq and is a predicted model, not a curated record. Lineage: Eukaryota; Metazoa; Arthropoda; Insecta; Hymenoptera; Formicidae. Gene Ontology annotation, molecular function: gap junction channel activity.
ACAGUUGUUGGUGCCCGACCGGCCUGUGUGAGCCAGAGAACGGGAGAGAGAGACGGAGAAUCGUGCGAGCGAAACGGGACGAGGGAAAAGAGAUAGAGGGAGCAAAGGGAGCAGCUCGUGGAACGCCGUGUCCUCGCGUGCUCGUGUCGCGUCUCUCGUCUCGAGCGCGGCCAUUACGACGGAGCCGCUCGGUGACGCUUGCAACGUCGCGCGUAGGGACGGUAGCGUGAUAGGCUGUUGGUCGCGCGCGUGAACGCGGAGCCGAACGUCGUCGCGCGUAACACACGGGCAGAGCGCACGUGUGCGAGUCCGAGCGAAUUGACGCCGCCGCUGUCGCCAGCGCAGGGGCUGUCGGAGGGGUGGUUGACGAGCGCGAAACGAGGGAGCGCGGAAGCUGCCGAGCGCGCACGACGUUGUCGCGUCGCAUCGUGCGAGGGACCAAAUCGAGUUUGCGACUUCGAACCGUACGGUGGGCGACCGGACGCACGACGAGUCUGGUACGCGGUGCGCGUGUGCGUGUGUGCCUACACGUGGUAUACGGGGAAUCGAAGAAAUCUAGAUAGCGAAGGAAAGAAGCAACAACAGUCGCCACCAUGUUUGACGUGUUCGGUUCCGUCAAGGGGCUGCUGAAGCUCGACUCGGUGUGCAUCGACAACAAUGUGUUCCGGUUGCACUACAAGGCCACCGUCAUCGGACUCAUCAUCUUCUCCCUGCUGGUGACCUCCCGGCAAUACAUCGGCGACCCGAUCGACUGCAUCGUGGACGAGAUACCGCUCCACGUGAUGGAUACUUACUGCUGGAUCUACUCGACCUUCACGAUCCCGGAUCGAACCGGCAUCGUCGGCAAGGACCUGGUGCAGCCGGGAGUCGCCGCCCAUGUCGAGGGCGAGGACGAGGUAAAAUAUCACAAGUAUUACCAGUGGGUCUGCUUCACCCUCUUCUUCCAAGCGAUCCUCUUCUACAUCCCGCGCUACCUGUGGAAGACAUGGGAGGGCGGUAGGAUCAAGAUGCUGGUGCUGGAUCUUAAUUGCCCGGUGGUGAGCGAGGAUUGCAAGAGCGACCGGCGCAAGCUGCUGGUCGAAUACUUCACCUCGAAUCUGCACUCGCAGAACUUCUACGCGUAUCGCUUCUUCCUGUGCGAGCUGCUGAAUCUCGUCAACGUCAUCGGCCAGAUCUUCUUCAUAGACUUCUUCCUGGACGGCGAGUUCACCACUUACGGCUCCGAGGUCCUCAGGUUCACCGAGCUGGAGCCCGAGCAGCGCAUGGAUCCCAUGUCCCGGGUGUUCCCGAAGGUGACCAAGUGCACAUUCCACAAAUAUGGUGCGUCCGGCACGGUGCAGAAGUUCGAUGGUCUUUGCGUGCUGCCGCUCAACAUCGUCAACGAGAAGAUCUACGUGUUCCUCUGGUUCUGGUUCAUCAUCUUGGCGGCCCUGAGCGGCCUCAGUCUCUUCUAUCGCGUGGCUGUCCUACUCGGCCCCAAGCUCCGGAUGGUGCUGUUGCGAGCUCGCUCGCGUCUGUCACCGCAGGACCAGGUGAAAACCAUCAGCGACAAGUGCCAGAUAGGCGAUUGGUUCGUUCUCUAUCAGCUCGGCAAGAACAUCGAUCCCCUGGUCUACAAGCAGCUCAUCGCCGACCUCGCCAUCAAGCUCCAGGGGAAGGAGAACGUGUAACGAUCGCACGGAACGAUCGGGAAGGACCUCUUCGAGGUCCUUCGACGAGUCCUUCGAAGGAUUCCUCGUCUCCUCUAUCAGAGUGACGCCAUGCUCGACGGUGAGAGGAAGCGAACGGUAGGACCGAGUCUCCGGACUAGAGACAAGAAUGACGAAGAGCCGUUUGUCGCGGAUGCAAAAGUACUGGGAAGACGAGGAUCGGAGGAAUUAGCGUCUUGGGCCGAAUUGCACCGGUGCUCCGGUCAAUAAUUUCCUAUCUCUUCUUGUAGUAUAUUUUAUAAAAAGAAAAAAGAAGAAGAGAAUCUCGGGGACUAAUCGGACUUUGGUUCUACUUUUCCUUAGAUUUUCGAUUCGAUCAAGCAUAUCUUGAAUUAGUACGAUCGACAUUAAUUAAUAAAUCAGAUUAAUAAUCGAUUCACGUAGGCUCCUGCAAAACUCACACGUCGGUAAAGAAGCGAGAGUUUAGUCAAUUCAAAGUUAAUCGCUUAACAAAUUGGGGUUAAUAAAGUUUAUUGCUUUCUCGCGUAGGUAAUUAAUAACUAGUUUUAUUAUUAAGAGUAGAGCUUAAGUCGCUUUCUUUGCCCACGUUUUCAAUUCUUCCUCCGAGAUGAGACAAAGAGGAGGAACAGUUUAGUAUCGUCGGUGCAAUUUGGCCUCGGUAGUUAGUUUUUUUUUUCUUUUUUUUUCUUCUCUCUUAGACCAACAUUUUUUAUAUCUCGCCGUUCCUCUCUUUCGCGCGAGUACACGCUUCCAUUCUCCAGGUAGGUUUACGGUCGAGACAAAGCGUGCCGUUCGCCGCCCGCCCCCUCGCCUCUCCUCCUCGUCUUCGCGUCGAAGCUCUCCUCGAAUCCUUUCACAUCGCCGAGAGUUUCCCAUCGAUUUUACAUCCGCCUAUUCCACUUAUUUCUACGUUUGUCCGCUUCCUUCAUUUUAUUUCGUUACACCCUCUUGGAUUUUCUCGGGCAAGAUUUUGACCUCCAAUGGUCGAACUCUUGCCGUCUAAUGCUUAUUGAUUUAAUUUUUCGUGUUUUUUCUUUUCGUAUUAUAUACGUAAUAAUGAUGGAAGCGUCGAAAAAACUUUUGGAAUUCUUAUAAUACGUGUUAUUUUUUUUUUCAAUCGAAACAUUUUACUUUUGCAGAGAAUGUGAUUGCAAAAAAUAAAUCAUUCUUUAUUUUUAUGAAAUUUAAACGUCCGACGCACUUGCGUAAAACGUUUCUUUUCGCGAAUAUUCUUACGAAGCAGAUGAUCAGUCUUGCCAUCAUAUAAGGAACUCGUUAUUUAAACAAUCGCGCGGUUCAGCUUUUCAGCAGUUUAAUUUACAUUUCUACAAUUUAAUUUACAUUUCUACAAUUUAAUUUACAUUUCUACAAUUUAAUUUACAUUUCUACAAUUUAAUUUACAUUUCUGUAAUUCCAAUAAGUAAUCAAAAUUAAUUAAGAAUAUUAUUUCGUUAUCCUUUUAUUUUUUCCUCGUCAAAAUUAGUGAGCUAAAUGGAAAAAAAAUUUAAUAGAAGCAGCUUUGUUGCUCCGCGCGAGUUGCCUUCUUUCACACGUGUUCUUUGCGGCAAAGUGUACAUAAAGUUUGCGGAUAAAGCCCCUCGUAACACCAACGUCCUAUGGUCAUGUGUGUGCACGCGGUGAAUAAAAAUCCUCGCGUCUUCCACGAAGCGCCUCACCGCCUUCCUCGCUUGCAUUCCUACGAGUCGCAAAAGCGAACGUCUUGUUCGUGACGAUACGACCUGCCUUGUAAGAAUAAUACGAGCGGAACGAGAAAAUCUAAGAGGGAAACGCAAGGCCGUCACAGAGGAGAUUAAUCUUACAUCUUAGAAAAAGAUCCUUAUUGUUCUUUUUUUUUUUCAAAAUAUUUUGGGCUUUAUAUCGCGUAGACAAAAGGCUGUCCUUUGACAAAAAACGAGAGGAGAGAAAAAAAAGCACCUGUGAAAGAGCUUAAAAGAGCGCGAGGUCUUCCCGGCACCUCGGAAACCUUCGUUCGUUAGACUUGGAUCGUGUGAUAAAGCGGGGGACGGCGUGUCAUCUCUUGGUUCUAUUCUCUCGCUUUCACCUUCCUUGCUGCUUGUUUUUGGUCUCCCUGUUGAAAACUGAAUCUCGAACUCGACAGAGAGAUAAGAUUGACCAACGACAAAUACCUGAUGCACCUAACAUGGAUCGCGUGUAUCAGACAGAGAGAGAUUUCCGCUUUUGUUAUCUUGCGAAGAGCCUGCGUCAAGUUUACCUGUCGGAAAAAGAUCAGUAAAAGAUUCAACAUUCUUUGUUAUGCGAACUCUCUCUCGAUUUAGAAUUACGUAGGUCUUUCGAUCGCUCUUUCACGCAAGAGAAUCAUACGCGCCGCCCCCCGCCAAACCCUAUCUUUUGAUUUCUUUACGCUACUCUUACGCACUUUGAUCUUUCUUAUAUUUUAAAAGUAUCGUAUAGAAAUACAUAUGUAUAUUGUAGGUAUAGUAGAGAGAGAAAAAAAAAUUGUACAUGUAUAUGAGCAUAGAGAGAACAAGAAAAUGAGAGAGGAGGGAGGAGAGGGAAUGAGAGGGAAAAAAUCGUGUGUAUGUGUGCGUGUAUGAGUGUAGAUAUUAACGCGCGUCUUCCGUCUUCAUCAUUCCACGCCUUAAAAGACAUAC